AUGCAGUGCGUCUCCCAAUCUGGUGUUGUCGGCUGCCAACAAUGCGUCAUGGCUGCCGCUGCAGACGCCAAAUGGGCCAUAGCCGUCAUUGUCGAAAAGAAGAGCUACGGGAUCUACUUUGGUACUUACUUUUUUUAUGCACCAGCCGUCGCCAGCCCACAGCGACAGGUAAUUGUGGAUUGCAUUGAUUGA
Molecule: messenger RNA, 192 nt
Organism: Pyricularia grisea
Lineage: Eukaryota; Fungi; Ascomycota; Sordariomycetes; Magnaporthales; Pyriculariaceae
Exons: 1
Coding region: 1-192 (63 amino acids)
Source: RefSeq, a predicted model, not a curated record